Podarcis lilfordi (Lilford's wall lizard) is the source of this 4908-nucleotide messenger RNA. NCBI's taxonomy places the organism in Eukaryota, Metazoa, Chordata, Lepidosauria, Squamata, Lacertidae. The record is from the annotation of a GenBank genome assembly.
CCGCUUCCCACAAUGCAGCGCGCCGCUCCAUCCGCCUUCCUCUUAAAGGGGCACCGCCCUGAUUCCAAAGGCAUCUCGUCCUCCGCCCGGUCCUACCAAGGCAGCCCGAUCCCCACGUGCAUUUACUCGGGGUUAAGUCCCACUGACUCCAGGGCGCUUUGCUUUCGGUGCGCGUCUUAAUUAGAAUCCCGACGGUCGAAAGCCAGUCCACUAGGGGUUUUGGUCCGGCUACAGUCCUGUAAGGGCAGUAGAAAGAAGCCCCACUAGAGCAAAGCAGUCCUCCUGGACAGGACUGCUGCAGUGACUGUAUGUAUGUAUGAGCUUCCUUGCACUAGAUGGGACUCCUGUGCCUUUAGCAUUGUGGUUGGCUUCAAUCUUUAUAUGGCUGCCCACUUAUUUGGGAGUAAAUCCCAGUACAAUGAGACUCCGGAAAAGUAUUAGGACUAGCAUUGCAAGCCUUUAAGCCCUCUUUGUUUUUGUUGCAGCAGAUCGACAGGGCUGCCUCCUCCUCCGCCCAUAACAAUAAUAAAAUAAAUAGUAAUAAUGGUAAUAGUAACAACAACAAUUUAUUAUUUAUACUCCGAAAGUGCUGCACCUCCUGUCUUACUCCGCCGAGUGCAGCGAGCAAGGGUGACUUUAGGGCUUUGCAGUCUGAUCCCACGCAUACGUAGCUGGGAAUGAACUUCCACUGUCCACUGCUCCCAGAGGAAAUACAGCUACACGCGCCUUGCAACUAGCACGCUUCAUCUGCUGCCCCUUUACCUCGUCGUGGGUUCUUUAAUGAGCCGGGAACGCGUGAAACCCCGCCUCCUCUCCUCCGCCAUUGGUUUACCGAGGUAGCAAUCAGCAGCGGCUCACGCGGGGAGUAACGACCAAUGGGGAAGGAGGGUGAUGAUUUAAAAGUGACCCGUGCGGAAAGCUGAGCUCGUUAGUGGUGUAUCGCUUUUAGUGUGCGUGUUAUCAAUUAUUUGGCAAUGGGUGGAUGUGAGGUUUAAAAGCUUGUUUGGCCUAGAUUUUUGUUUCCUUUUUUUGUCAUUGCUUCCUAAUGUCUCGUCUCUAUCGAUUUGUGCUGGUUUUAUGUUUAUUAACAAGUUGUGUUGCUUUUCUAAAAUUCUGUAUCUUUUUUGCUUGGACUAAAAUUAUUUUUUUAUUAUUGAUAUCAGGUUCUUUGUUUCGUUUGGUCCAUUCUAUAGGCAGGUAAGUAAUGCUAAAAGAGAAGCUGGCUUUUUGGUGUGUGGUUUUUUUCCUAAGAGUUAGAAAUACUAGUUAAAUCAAUCAGGUCUAGGGCAACCUAAGACUCCAGUCCUGACUGUACUUAAGAUGGGCAGUCAGUAGGUUUCCUGGUGUGCCUUAUUGCUGAGUACUGCGCAUGGUCUGGCAAGUUAGUGAGACUGCAUUAAAGUGAUGGAGAACAAUGUGGGUGGGAAUACACUUUGUAGGCUUCCCCUCCCUUUUUUGCUGUUACUUUUUGGGUUACAGUGCUAUAAUGCUAAUGUCUGACAUUUAACACUGGCACUCAAGAGUAUGUGGUAGCAUGGAAAGUAUUGCUUUAGUAUAUGUGUCAAAACCUGUAAUUUUAGGCUGCAAUUCUUUUAAGCAUUUACAGUAUCUAAGAAUAAGACCAAUUGAACUCAGUGGGACCUACUUCUGAGUAGGCAGCAAUAGUUCACUGUUGUUCUUAACUUCAGAAUGUAGCCCUCUGUAAAUAGACACUUUUAGAAAGUGCUUUUUUUAAAAAAAAACCUUUUGUCACCACCCCCAUGUAUUUUUAUAAACUGCUUUAGUGAGUAGUUUUUGACUGCAUUUUGAGUUCUGUCUCGUGUUUAACAGUUAUCUGCACAUCCCAGUGCACUGUACCUAGUCAAGACAAACACUUGAAAGAAGUGCAUUAAACCAGUGGCCGCCUUUGCUCCAGAAGGUUCUGGAGGAGUUUCCAAAAGUGACUGAGGUACUACUAGUGAGACAGAAUGUAUAAUGAUGACAGAAGGCUAAGGAUGCAAGAAAACACGAAAUAAUAAUGUAUAUAUCUGUUCUAGCAGUCCUUGGAUGUCAAAGUGAUGGCGACACAAAUUUACAUAGAAAAAGAGAAUGAUGAAAUUGGCACGGUUGCUUCUUCUAAGGGUCGGAUGCAAUUGGUAUCUGCACCAUGUAAGUUUGUAUUCAUGUGAAUUUAAACUGGUAUGAAAUGAAUGGAAAUACCUAUUUUAAACCAAAGCUCCAUUAAAGAUGCUGAUGAACUUGAAUUCAUAAUUCAGAAUGCUUAAUAUCAACUUUUUAUAGCUUUCUCCUCUUUUUGGAGGCAGCAAUGAUAACAGGUCAGCUCAGCUUUGAGUUACCGGAUGAUGAAGUCUUUGUGGAAAGACAGGAUGCCGGGAGGAAGGAAAAAUGAGAACUAACUGUGGCUUCUCCUUUAUUCUGCCUCAUGGAGUAUUCUUAGCUGCACUGGCUUGAUUUGCUUGUCUUGCCUGUCACAUUAACCAUGGUUUAACGUGAACAAGCAGCACACUCAGAAUCUCCUGGGGCAUUCCUGCUGCAUUUUGGAUGAAACAAACCAGGGCGUGGUUUGUCAUGUCACCUGAACCUGCACUUGUUUAUCUCCAAAUGAACCAAGAGGUAUAAGUUAAGAACAAACCUUGGUUUGUUUGGAGAGAGACAAACAACAAACUUGGGUUCAUAUGACAUGAUAAACGUCUGUUCUGACUUGUUUUGCCUGUGGUGCCCUUGAAUGAAGAAGUUUUGGUACUUUGGGUCUUAAGCAUGUUGGCUGACUUGAUUUUCUUCCAUAGCAAAGAGUUUUGCUGAAAGGUCCUGCCCCAAGACUCCACUUGUUGGAAGGACAGCUAACGUAAAUCCAGCAGCAUCCCAGUCUGUCAGGAAGGUUCUAGGAAAUUUGAAUAGGCCUUCAACAACAACAAAGAGUAACUUCCCAAAAGGAAAAAAGUCUUCUACGAAAAAGGUUAGUAGAGCUAAUACUCCAUAGGACUGCAUUAGAUUCUCAAAACAGAAUUAUUCCUAGGCUGGAGAACUGUCCCAGAUAUAAGCAAAAUGACAAAAAGAUCAUAGAUGUGUGCCAAUCUGUCAAAAUUUCAGCAAGUGAUAAUGAUCAGCUCACCUUAAACUAGCCUCUUGAGUAACUGAAGCUUUCAUCUUGUGUAAAACUUUUCUUCCAGAAAAGUAGUACAUUGGUGGGUAUGAAAUAGGAGGAUGACUGGCACAUAGCAGGAAAAAGAGAGUUGUGUGUACAUAGAGACCAGCUUUCUCUCUAGCUCAUGAAGGAAGAAUGCAUUCACAAGGAUGAUUAAAGCUAAGAACACUGGAAAAUCUGCUGGUCACAACAAGAACAACAAAAACCAGGGUGGCACCUGAAAGGGGAUUUCUAAGUGAAAAUAAGGGAAGGCCCUGGGAAAGGGAAGAAGUGGGGAGGCAGCCUGUUUUUUAAUUCUUCCUUGAUUAAGGAGUUGGGAACAAGAAGUCAUGAUGUUAUAAUAAACAUGAUUUUGGGAAUUCCCAAGCUGUGGUCCAUGGUCCACCAGUGGAAAGCAUAGAUUCAGCAUAUUGACGGGAGAAAUCUCUAGUCUGGCUGUUGUAAGACUUUGUUGUAACCACUUUUUCUCACUUUUUAUCCUUAUUUAAGGCUACUGAAACUGCAAACAGAGUUGAAAGCAGCAGCAUGGUUCCUGAAGACUAUCCAGAAAAGGAGAACCUCUUUUCCUAUGAUCCUUUAGGUAAUGCCUGCCAAGGAUUAUUUUGGUUUCCUUGGGAUAGAGGGGGUGAUUGAUUGAUUGGUUGGUUGGUUGGUUGGUUGGUUGAUAAUCAAUGCAGAGAUAUGAAGCAGGAGGUGGUUCUGCUGGAGUGUCAUAGGUUGCUGUCUGUCUUGUUAACUGACCUUCUAUACCGUAAGCUGCAACGCAUGCUGGGGUUAUGUUCUGGGGAUCGCACCUAAAGGCAAAAUUGUGUAAAGUCAAAAUGUAUUGGGUUCAUUGGUAGGUGGGAUUGCCAAAGAUUCCCCCCAGAUGCCCGUCCUAUCAUCAUCAUUAUUAUUUUUAUUAUCAUUAUCAUCAACAUCAGCAGCCAAGCAUGUUAAACUGAAUGGUCACACAUUAAAUACACGUAAGUUGCAGGAUUACUGUACUAGAAGUUGCCGGGCAUAACAGAUAAAUAAGUUGAGGGAAUCUGAAUAAAAAAUCAGUCUUAUGCAUUUUAUUUAUGCUCUUUGUGUGCUACUCAAUAGUGUAAACCCUGCUAGCUGAGUGAAUUAUGUCACUGCCCCACUCCUCUAACAAGUAAUGGAGAGUGAUGCUCAGGGGCAGUGCUAACCACUGUUCUUUCUGAACAGACUUUGAGAGUUUUGAAGUUCCCGAAGAGCACAGGCUGAGCCACAUGCCCCUGACUGGAGUUCCUCUGAUGGUAUUUGAAAAUGCCUCUGACAGAUUUGCAAGCACAAUCUCUGUACCUGCAAAAGAGCCUUCCAUUUCAUGGGGCUAUGGUAAGUUUUUUUUAAAAAAGUGAUUUGCAUCCAGCAAAGUGAGUGGCUGUAAUGCUACAUUGUAAGGGGCAAUACUUGGCUGGAACAGAGCAAACACAGAAAGAAUUGAAAAGCAACAACUGCCUAACAUUUGGGUGACUAGGGUAAAAGGGGCACUGAAAAAAAUUGAGAUUAGAAAUGUAACCAUGAACAUUAGAAAUGAAAAUAUUAAAAUUCGAAUGUUUCUGACUUGAUGUUAACUGGCUUUUUAAAUCUUUCAGAUACCCUGCAGUCCACUCAAGACUUCCUGGCUACUUUGGAUGAAAUAAUAAUUGAUCUUCCCCCUCCCUUAUAAUAUGUAAACAGGCUUAUCUCUUUUUAAGCUGAAUUUUGAGCAAGCUGUAUUAAUUUUCAUAAUAAAGGACUUGGAUUAAAAUCGCAAG